AUGGGUUUUGUGCGGGCGGCCGUGCAUCUAUGGGCGCUGCUAGUGCAGAGCGCCUGGAUGGGGGUCGCGGCGAGCCCCACCGAUGAAGGAGCCCUCAGGGCCGGACACGGCGAGCAUGGAGACCCGGGCCACCAAGAGCCGCAUAAAGACUCCUACAGCACGUUUGCGUCCGAGUUCCUGGAGUCCAAAUAUCUGUCUGAUGAUGGAUAUCCAUUCCCCACUGCUCCACCGGUGGACCCCUUUGCCAAAAUCAAAGUUAGUGACUGUGGAAUCACCAAAGGCUGUAUCAGGUAUGGUAAACCCGGCUGUGAUGCAGAGAACUGCGAUUACUUCUUGAGUUACCGGCGGAUUGGGACUGAUGUGGAGUUUGAGCUGAGCGCAGACACAGACGGAUGGGUGGCCGUAGGCUUCUCCUCUGACAAGAAAAUGGGAGGAGAUGAUGUCAUGGGCUGUGUCCAUGAUGAUAAUGGCCGUGUGCGCAUCCAUCACUUCUAUAACGUGGGCCAAUGGGCAAAAGAGAUCAAGAGGAACCCUGCCAGAGAUGAGGAGGGCAUCUUUGAGAACAACCGCGUCACGUGUCGAUUCAAGCGCCCGCUGUAUGUGCCCCGAGAAGAGACGCUAGUGGACCUGCACCUGUCCUGGUACUACCUGUUUGCGUGGGGUCCUGCCAUUCAAGGUUCAAUCACUCGACAUGAUAUCGACAGUCCCCCUGUCAGCGACCACAUGAUCAGUAUCUACAAAUAUGAGGACCUGUUUAUGCCCUCCACGGCGUACCAGACCUUUAACUCUCCCCUCUGCCUCCUGCUUAUAGUAGCUCUCACCUUCUACCUGCUGAUGGGGUCACCAUGA
Molecule: messenger RNA, 849 nt
Organism: Boleophthalmus pectinirostris (great blue-spotted mudskipper)
Lineage: Eukaryota; Metazoa; Chordata; Actinopteri; Gobiiformes; Gobiidae
Product: DOMON domain-containing protein FRRS1L
Exons: 5
Coding region: 1-849 (282 amino acids)
Biological process (GO): regulation of glutamate receptor signaling pathway
Source: RefSeq, a predicted model, not a curated record